AUGGGGUCCGCUGAACGACUGGGCGUUUUAGCUAUCUUCAGUCCCCCAUCCAAGAAGGAGCUUGUCGCCUGUUGGGAGCUCACUCGACUUGGUAGCGCCAUGGGCCCUAGUGGCGUCGUCUUCUAUCCUUUAGUGUUCUCGAUGGCCAUGGCAUAUCGAGCGAAGCCCGAAGUGUCGGCGCUCGAGGUCCUCGGAAGACUAGCCAUGUUCUGGAUUCUCUCUUGCGGAGUCAAGGCAUUCCUCAUGACAGCCGAUGAUAUACUAGACGCGGAUAUCGACGCCAAGGUCACUCGCACUCAGAACCGCGCUAUUCCCCGAGGGGAUAUCACCAUACUCCGCGCCUCAAUGUUCCUCAUCCUUCAAGCCGUCAUCGGAACAUAUCUUGCGAACACGUUCCUCAAACCCUACACCGUCAAGAUCACGGCACCCACUUGGCCGUUAUUUCUCAUCUACCCAACUUGUAAAAGAUGGAUGAGCUUCGCGCCGAUUGUCUUAGGGCUUAUGUUCAACUCAGGCGUAUUCAUGGGCUGGAGUGAUCUCAGUCCAGACGGCCGUGUACCUUGGAAUGUGUUAAGCCCGAUAUACGUUGGAUGCUGCUUCUGGGUCAUCGCCUACGAGACCGUGUAUCAACACCUCGACCGGGAGGAAGACGUGAAGCUUGGGAUCAAGUCUUUCGCGAUCUUCUGCGGCGAAUAUACGAACGUCGUGUGUGGCGCCAGCUCACUGUGCUUCACCGGCUUGCUCGCGUACGGCGCCUCCCUCAACGGUCACGGCCCAAUACUCUACGCGGCCCUGGCAGCCGUUACGCUCCAAUUACUUUACGGGAUCGCUCAUACAGACGUCAACGUCAGAAGCCAGUGCUGGUACUUCUUCCUGCUUACCCCACGUAUUGGUGCCAUCCUUGUGACUGGUUUCAUUACGGACGUGGUCUUCUACAGGUGGAUGAACGGACUUGCACUGUGA
Messenger RNA from Peniophora sp. CBMAI 1063, 963 nucleotides. The record is from the annotation of a GenBank genome assembly. NCBI's taxonomy places the organism in Eukaryota, Fungi, Basidiomycota, Agaricomycetes, Russulales, Peniophoraceae.